AUGGGUUCCACACUCCCCAAGACCAUGAGGGCCCUCCAGUACUCGGAGCCUAAGAAGCACAGCCUCGUCGAGAUCCCUCUGCCGGAGCUGCGCGAGAAUGACAUCCUGAUCAAGGUCAAGGCUUGCGGUGUUUGUGGUACUGACCUGCACAUCCAUGAGGGUGAAUUCAUUGCCAAGUUCCCCCUGGUUCCCGGCCACGAGACAGUUGGCGUUGUGGCCGCCGUUGGCCCCAAGGUGAAGGACUUCCAGAUCGGCGAGCGCGUCGUGGCCGACAACUCGGAGCUGUGCGGCACCUGCUUCUACUGCCGUCGCGGUGAUGAGCUGUUCUGCGAGGACUUCCAGGCUCACGGUGUUACCAUGAACGGUGGGUUUGCGGAGUACUGCGCCUACCCGGCCGGCCGCGUGUUCAAGAUCAAGAACCUGUCUGAUAUCGAUGCCACCCUGCUUGAGCCUGCCUCCUGCGCGGCCCACGGUCUGGACAAGAUUGCCCCCAAGAUGGGUUCCUCCGUCCUCAUCUUCGGUGCCGGUCCGACUGGUCUGGUUCUCGCCCAGCUGCUGCGCCAAUGCGGUGGCUGCCGUGUUGUCGUCGCCGCCCCCGGUGGUCUGAAAAUGGAGCUUGCGAAGAAGCUGGGAGCUGGUGAUGAGUAUGUCGAGCUGUCGCGCCAGGAUGCCUCUGCCCAGUACGCCCAGCUGAAGGCCCAGAACCCCUACGGUUUCGACAUCGUCGUCGAGGCUACUGGCAGUGUCAGCAUCCUUGAGGACUCCAUUAACUAUGUCCGCCGCGGCGGCAAGCUCGUCGUGUACGGCGUGUACUCCGACUCUGCCCGUGUCUCGUGGCCUCCUUCCAAGAUCUUCGGUGACGAGAUCACCAUUCUCGGCAGCUUCUCUGAGACUUACAAGUUCCCUGCCGCGGUCGACUACCUGGACUCCGGCAAGGUCAAGGUCGACGGCAUUGUCAACAAGGUGUACAGGAUCGACCAGUGGGAGGAGUGCCUCGAGGCCAUGCGCAACAAGAGUGCCAUCAAGGCAGCCAUCACUUUUGACUAG
This is a messenger RNA of Penicillium canariense, 1047 nucleotides long. Its product is annotated as zinc-dependent alcohol dehydrogenase family protein. The record is from RefSeq and is a predicted model, not a curated record. Lineage: Eukaryota; Fungi; Ascomycota; Eurotiomycetes; Eurotiales; Aspergillaceae. The coding region runs from base 1 to 1047 and encodes 348 amino acids. The transcript has 3 exons. Gene Ontology annotation, molecular function: oxidoreductase activity; zinc ion binding.